Molecule: messenger RNA, 4607 nt
Organism: Effrenium voratum
Lineage: Eukaryota; Dinophyceae; Suessiales; Symbiodiniaceae
Source: the annotation of a GenBank genome assembly
GUGGCCUGGCAGGAAUCGUAUAGCCAUGGUCAGACAAACGUUUGAGGAAGAGGAGGCAUUUCAACGAGGCCAUGAUGAAGAGGUCGCACGACCUCCCAAGCCCAAGCGGCCAAAAACACAGAAAGGGAAGAUUGAGAAGGAGAAGGAGAAGGAGAAACUGGAGAACUCGGAGAUCUUGGAGGAUAUGCAUAUAGGCCGAGUGCGCAGACUUGUCACACCGGAAAUCCAUGAUGGAUCUCUUCUCAUCGGCACUGUCCGUGAUGUCACAGAAGAGGAGCUCACAUUGACGCUUGCGUAUCAUAUGGUCGCGUUUGUCCAGCGCAGAGAAGCUUCUGAGUCCCAGAAGAGUUUGCUGGAGCUCUACGAGCCUGGCCAGAUGGUGGUUGCCGUGGUCCUCGCCGUGUCUGAAUUUGGCGGGAGAAGACUCCGGCUGGACGCGUCCCUGCGCCCGCGCCUGGUGAACGCGGGUCUGACCGCGCAGAAGCUGCAGAAGAACAUGUGGCUUCCGGCCACCGUGGUGGGGGAGGAGGAGCACGUGCUGAGCCUGGACUUCGGCAUAGACGUGGCGGGGCUCGUGAAGAAGACCGAGUUUCGGGGGAAAGUGGCCAGCGCCGGCAGCAUCGUCAUGGUGGCGGUGCAGGCGGUGAACGCCUCCGUGAAGUGCUCGCUUGCUUCCAGCGAGCCGAUCUCCGAGCCCCUGGAACCGGCUCUGCUGAAGGCCGGGCUGCUGGUGGCAGCCCGGGUCAAGAGCAUCAGCGACGAAGGUCUCGUGGUGAACUUUUGCGGCGCCGGCGGCAUCAUCCAUUCCCAUUAUGCGGGCCCCGGCGAGUGGAAGAAGAACCAACGGCUGGCUGCCCGGGUGCUUGCGGUGAUUCCAGGAUCACCGACACUCGUUCAUCUUGCUCUUCUUCCUCACAUCUUGGAUUGGGUGCCUGCGAAGCUUCAGCACGAAGUUGGAGACCUGCUCGAGGGAGAGGUCCUGGAUUUCCAGCGGAAGUACGGCUGCAGGGUGCGCUGUGAGGAAGCUCUGGGCUUCUGCGCCAUGUCGAGACUCUCAGAUCCGGAGAAGGAUGUUGCGGCGUCAACGGUUCAGCUGGGCUUCAGGACCAGCUACCGGGUCCUCUCGCACAACUUCCUGGACGGGGUGCUGAUGCUCACCCGCCGGCCCAUGGACCUGACGGAGGGCGUGCUGGUCUCGGUGGCGCAGCUCGCGCCCGGGCAGCUGGUCACCGGCACCGUCUCGCGGACCGCGGACCACGGCAUCCAAGUGAAGCUCAGCGACUACGUUUCUGGGCACGUGCACUUGCGGCAGCUGACGGAUGUGCCCCUUGCCUCCGUUCCCAAGCGAUUUCAAGUCGGCUCCAAAGUCAAGUGCCGCGUGCUCCACGUGCACAAGGCAAAGCGGCAGCUCACGCUUACCACGAAGAAGUCUCUUGUGCAGAGCGACUUUCAGCUGACGGCCAACUCCUCUGCGAAAGUGAACAUGCUGGUGACUGGAUAUGUCAGCAGCAUCAAGGACUUUGGAGCUAUUGUCAGCUUCUAUGGUGGUGCGCGUGGCUUGCUGCGGCGGAAGGAGAUGGAGGCGGAGGAGGCCCCGGCCCUGGGCAUGGCCGUGGUCUGCCGCGUGGUCCACGUGGACCGCAAGCUGGACCGCAUCACGCUGUCAUUGGACCUAGAGAAGGGCAAGUCAGCGGCCGAAUUGGCGGCCAGCGCCCAGGAGCCGGUGCCGAAAGUGGCAAAAGCUCCGGCAGAGAGCGGCCAAGCGAGCGAGACGGUGUGCCGGACCGUAGCCCGCAAGGAGAGAAGAGCAAAGACCAUCCGGCGCAUCAAGCGACCGGAGGAGCAGUUGCAGCCCGGAUCUCUAGUGACGCUGCGUGUCCGCAGUAUUGCCGGGCUACAGCUCCUUUGUUCCGCGCCGGUGCAUGUGCGCGGUCACGUGCAUGCGACGCAGCUAGUGGACAUUGGCGAUAUGGCGAACCACGGGGCAAUGCCUUUGCAGAGGCUUCGGUCUGCUCGAAUCCUGGAAGCCAGGGUUCUCAGAACGAAGCAGCGGGAUUCAGAGACCGGGAAGGGCGACAAGAUUUGCCACGUGGAGUUGACUUGCCGCCCAUCAUUGAUGGAUCCGAAGGAUGCCUCCGAAUAUGAGAAGGCCUUGGUGAGAUGGCCGCUGCUUUUGCCAGGCACUCGGCUCGUUGCCGCCGUCGUGUCAGUGCAGAAGUCGUGCAUUUGGAUGGAGGUGGCGCCGGGCAUCCGCGGCCGCGUCGCCUUGCUGGACUUGUCCCCGGACCUCUCGGUGCUGCGGGCGGUGGCGGAGCAUUUCAAGGUGGGCCAGGUGUUCCAGGCGCACGUGCUGCGCGCCGUGAGCUCCCGCAAGGAGCUGGACCUGUCGCUGCUGGACUUCGAGGCUCAAAAGACCUGUGUGGGGAAGCUGCGGAAGGUCCACGAGGGCGAGGCCGCCGCGGUGUUUGAGCUGCCGGGAAGGCGUUGGGGCUCCGUGCACAUCACGGAGCUCUUCGACGUGUGGGCCAAGCGGCCCACGCAACGACUCCACGUGGGGUCCCUGCAUGAGGUGGCCAUCCUCAAUGACAAGGAGAAGUUGGAGGUGAGCCUCCGGCAGUCCCAGGUGCACGGCCACAAGGAGGUGCAGGAAGAGAAGCGGCCCAAGUCCGCCGAGGAGCUGAAGGUGGGCCAGAAGGUCUCGGGCUACGUGGUCUCCGCAGUGCCGCAGGGCGUCUUCGUGGCGCUCAGCCGGUCUCUCACCGCCCGGAUCAAGCUGAAGGCGCUCAGUGACAUGCCGGUGAUGAAGGAAGCGGUCGCCAAGAUGCACCCGCCCGGGUCCCUGCUCCGGGACAUCAUAGUGGUGCAGAUCUCCGAGGGCCGCGUGGAGCUCUCUUUGCGCACGGGGGAUGGGCCGGGCGGCCUCACCUGCGAGCAGCUGUCGGUGGGCGAUGUGGUGUCUGGGAAGGUGAAAGCCGUGGAGCCCUACGGCCUCUUUGUCCGCUUGGACAACUCCAACGUCGACGCCUUCAUCCACAAGUCCGAGAUCGCGGACUCCGCCUCAAUCACCGUGAACUCCUAUGCCGUGGGCGCGAAGAUCCACCAGGCGAAGGUCUUGAAGGUGGACGGCAGCCGAGUGGGGCUCACGAUCAAGCCCUCGAACUUCUCGGGAGAGGAGCUGGAGGAAGACGCCGACUCGGAUGAGAUGCCGGAGAUGCAAGAGCUCCUGGCCGAACUGCAGAAGACGCGAAAGAAAGGCAAGAAGCGGAAGGCCGAGGCCGGGACUGCGGCGAAAGAGGCUAAGACGAAGGAGCGCGAGCAAGAAGGCGAUGCGGAGGUGUCGGAAGAGGAGCCCUGGCAGCCGGUGCAGAAGUCGGCCGGUGCAUCUUUCGAGUUUGCGGAGUUCAAGGUUGACUCUGCAUCUUCCUCAGAUGCUGCAGAUGAGGAAGAUGACGAGCAGACAUUGCAGCUAUCCAAGAGGCAGAAGAAAGCCAAAAGGAAAGAGGAGGAUAAAGAGCUGCAAAAGCAGGAGGCGGAGAAUGCUGAUGGACGGUGGGCAGACGACCCGCAGAGCGUGGAAGACUUUGAACGGCUCUUGCUGACCCAAGGGGACACGUCCAUAGUUUGGAUUCGCUACAUGGCGUUUCACCUGAAGAUGAGCGACCUGGAGAAAGCUCGGCAGGUCGCGGAACGCGCGGUGAAGCAUGUGGGCUUUGCUGACAGCAAGGAGAGAUUCAACGUGUGGGUGGCCUACAUGAACUUGGAGUGCACCUUUGGAAGCGAUGAGACUUCUGACGCGAUCUUUCGCCGAGCUGCAAGUCACAACGAAGCCAAGCAGGUGUACAUGCAGCUGGCCAGGAUACACGAGCGGAACAAAAAACCUUCCUUGGCGGUGAAGGCUUACGAGGCGUGCACGCGCAAGUUUCCGCAGUCGAAGAAGGUCUGGAUGUCCUUCCUGGGCUUCCUCUACCAGACGGGAGACGCGGAGGGGGCGCGCAAAGUGCUGCCGAAGAGUCUGGCCGCGCUGCCGCGGCAGAAGCACCCGGUGGUGGUCUCGAAGGCCGCGAUCCUGGAGUAUCAGCAUGGAUCGCCGGAUCGCGGGCGCAGCAUCUUCGAAGGUCUCUUGGACAGCUACCCCAAGCGCACAGAUUUGUGGUCCGUAUACUUCGACGCCCACAUCAAAGCGCACACGCCUCCGAAAGUGCCGGAUCCCGACUGCAAGCAGAUCCGACCCCUGUUUCUCCGUUGCUGCGCCAUGCCGCUGAAGGCAACGAAGAUGCGGUUUUUCUUCAAGCGGUGGCUCGACUUCGAGAUGAAAUGGGGUGAUGCCCAGAGCCAAGAGCAGGUCCGCGCCAAGGCCCGGGACUUUGUGGAGAGCCUCUGAGCAAAACAAAAAGCCGAAGCGAAGCGUCUCACUCCGAACGCGAACGCCUGUGCGGGCCGGCGCCAGCAACUUUGCGCCGUGCCAGAGGCCGCGUGGCGAUCGUCCAGCGGAACAAAAACGAGUGAAAAAAAGCGGGAGCCUUCGGAGUGUCAGGUGUCAACGAUGCAGCCCUGAACCUGCUUCGCCGCCCUGUGCGAAGUGCAAGGCUUGUGAGAUGGUAGAUGUG